CUCUCUGCAGUCCCCAUAGACUCGACAGCAGGUAUUAAGAUGCUGUAUGUGUUUGUGGAUAUCCAGAUGGACAAUGCACACUUCCUGGACACGGUCAAGUUCAACUUCGCCCCUGGACAAUCUCUGGCACUCGUCAGCACUAUUCAGUUUGUGGCAGCACUGCAGGCUGUGAGUGCAGCCCUCAAGCCGGAGUACGACAUGUUUGUCCCACAGUGUCGUCCUCUGUCACCAGGAGAGAUUCUGGGCUGUACGUCCCCUCGCUUGGACCGCCACGUUAAUGCCAUAAUUUAUCUAGGAGAUGGAAGAUUUCACCUGGAGUCGAUCAUGAUUGCAAACCCAGAUAUCCCUGCCUACAGAUAUGACCCCUAUAGUAAGGUGUUCUCCAGGGAGUACUACGACCACGAGGCCAUGCGUGCCUUAAGGCACCAGGCUAUUGACAAGGCUCGACUGGCACAGAGAUGGGGGCUCAUCUUGGGCACGCUGGGCCGACAGGGCAGCCCCAAAGUCCUGGAGCACCUGGAAUCAAGGCUCCAGUCAUUGGGCAAGUCCUUCACUCGAGUGCUUCUCUCUGAGAUUUUCCCAAGCAAGCUGGAUCUGAUGCCAGAAGUAGACGCGUGGGUCCAGAUCGCUUGUCCACGCCUUUCCAUCGACUGGGGCACUGCCUUCUCCAAACCCCUGCUGUCUCCGUAUGAGGCAGCUGUUGCUUUGCAAGAGGUAAGCUGGAAGGAAGUCUACCCCAUGGACUUCUACUCCAACCAGAGCCUGGGGCCGUGGGCGCCCAACCACCCCGACAACCAACCUGUGCGGCCCGCUCGGAGACAGAAUCAGAAACCAGGCUCGGAGCCAAGCCUUCCCACCAAGCGGUGUGAGCAGAACCAGUGCGCCCCCUGUGGCUGCCAGAAGGAAUGACACGUCGUGACCGACGCUGUCUUCGACUCGUCUCGCGCCCGGCCGCGCCUCCACCCUCUGCAAACGGCCUGAGGAAGGUCAGAGCGGAUGAGGAGAGCCGGUGUUUGUCCAGACAGUCUAUCAGAGAGCAGAGCUAAAGCCAGAGGAGUGUUCAUCCUCCCCUCAGAUGGAUUACCAGCUGUAUAUAAUCCCUAAUCUUACAGCACAGCAGAUCAAACCAAAUUCAUUCACUAUUUUUUUUAACAUGUAUUCUGAGCUUAGAUGCAACUGAGAGAAUAGCUCCCGUGUUCAAGCUCAUGCGUGUUCACGUGAGCCUGAUUUCCCCUCACGAAGGAGUGACUUUCUGCAGUGCUAGUGGAGGAAUUCAUCCUGCAUAGGGGAAAUGUGUGGGUCUCUCUGUAAUGCAGACACUGCUUUUGUGACUGUUGUAGAGAGAGCGAGAGCGCGAGAUGACCUUGAGCAUGCUGUAUGGAAUUAAGUGUCUAUCAAUGUGGGUGGCUUUAGUCAAAUGCAAUCCACUCGUCCUUGGAUAAAGCGCUGUAAAUUGUUUGACACUUCAAACGAGCUUCCCUUUAACGCUUUGUCUCAGAGACGGUCAGACAUAUUAUACAAAGCACUUUUUGAUGUACAGUUUGUGACUUUUCACACUUUUAACAUUUUCUCCUGAUCGUGACGCAUCUUGACCUAAUAUUUUUAUAUUUUUUUCAUUUUCUUCUUUCUCUAGUCAGAUUCUAAAACAAUAAAUCUGAAAUGGAACCUCG
Stegastes partitus (bicolor damselfish) is the source of this 1670-nucleotide messenger RNA. Its product is annotated as diphthamide biosynthesis protein 1-like. NCBI's taxonomy places the organism in Eukaryota, Metazoa, Chordata, Actinopteri, Pomacentridae. Gene Ontology annotation, molecular function: 2-(3-amino-3-carboxypropyl)histidine synthase activity. Gene Ontology annotation, biological process: protein histidyl modification to diphthamide. The transcript has 8 exons. The record is from RefSeq and is a predicted model, not a curated record. The annotation marks the transcript as partial.